AUGGAGGCUUCUCUUGAUCAUUCAAGCAUCUGCCCUCGCUUCCUCCUCCUUCGGGCCAUCCAGCCCUCUUCCCCCUUCCCCCUCGCUUCCUCCUCCUUCGGGCCAUCCAGCCCUCCUCCCCCUUCCCCCUCGCUUCCUCCUCCUAAGGGCCAUCCAGCCCUCCUCCCCCUUCCCCCUCGCUUCCUCCUCCUAAGGGCCAUCCAGCCCUCCUCCCCCUUCCCCCUCACUUCCUCCUCCUUCGGGCCAUCCAGCCCUCCUCCCCCUUCCCCCUCGCUUCCGCCUCCUUCGGGCCAUCCAGCCCUACUCCCCCCUCCCCCUCGCUUCCUCCUCCUAAGGGCCAUCCAGCCCUCCUCCCCCUUCCCCCUCGCUUCCUCCUCCUUCGGGCCAUCCAGCCCUCCUCCCCCUUCCCCCUCGCUUCCUCCUCCUUCGGGCCAUCCAGCCCUCCUCCCCCUUCCCCCUCGCUUCCUCCUCUUAAGGGCCAUCCAGCCCUCCUCCCCCUUCCCAGUCGCUUCCUCCUCCUUAAGGCCAUCCAGCCCUCCUCCCCCUUCCCACUCGCUUCCUCUUCCUAAGGGCCUUCCCGCCCUCCUCCCCCUUCCCCAUCCCUCCUCCUCUUCCCCCUCGCUUCCUCCUCCUAAGGGCCAUCCAGCCCUCCUCCCCCUUCCCCCUCGCUUCCUCCUCCUAAGGGCCAUCCAGCCCUCCUCCCCCUUCCCCCUCGCUUCCUCCUCCUUCGGGCCAUCCAGCCCUCCUCCCCCUUCCCCCUCGCUUCCGCCUCCUUCGGGCCAUCCAGCCCUCCUCCCCCGCCCCCCUCGCUUCCUCCUCCUAAGGGCCAUCCAGCCCUCCUCCCCCUUCCCCCUCGCUUCCUCCUCCUUCGGGCCAUCCAGCCCUCCUCCCCCUUCCCCCUCGCUUCCUCCUCCUUCGGGGCAUCCAGCCCUCCUCCCCCUUCCCCCUGGCUUCCUCCUCUUAAGGGCCAUCCAGCCCUCCUCCCCCUUCCCCCUCGCUUCCUCCUCCAUUGGGCCAUCCAGCCCUCCUCCCCCUUCCCCCUCGCUUCCUCCUCCUAAGGGCCAUCCAGCCCUCUUCCCCCUUCCCCCUCGCUUCCCCCUCCUAAGGGCCUUCCCGCCCUCCUCCCCCUUCCUUCUCGCUUCCUCCUCCUUCGGGCCAUCCAGCCCUCUUCCCCUUUCCCCCUCGCUUCCUCCUCCUAAGGGCCAUCCAGCCCUCCUCCCCCUUCCCCCUCGCUUCCUCCUCCUUCUCCCCAUCCAGCCCUCCUCUCCCUUCCCCCUCGCUUCCUCCUCCUAA
Closterium sp. Naga37s-1 is the source of this 1293-nucleotide messenger RNA. NCBI's taxonomy places the organism in Eukaryota, Viridiplantae, Streptophyta, Zygnematophyceae, Desmidiales, Closteriaceae. The record is from the annotation of a GenBank genome assembly.